Pseudocercospora fijiensis CIRAD86 is the source of this 3717-nucleotide messenger RNA. RefSeq lists its product as uncharacterized. Gene Ontology annotation, molecular function: protein binding. Bases 1 to 3435 code for a protein of 1144 amino acids. The transcript has a single exon. NCBI's taxonomy places the organism in Eukaryota, Fungi, Ascomycota, Dothideomycetes, Mycosphaerellales, Mycosphaerellaceae. The record is from RefSeq and is a predicted model, not a curated record.
AUGCUUGCUCGGAACCAGGCUGACCGAAUCCUCCAGCUCCAGGGAUUGCUCUACCGCAAUACAUAUCAGCCUGCAGUCGUCCAGAUGGCCGAGCAACGCUUCGCCUCCUUCCAUUCUGCAUGUCGUGACUCCUCACACGAGCCUGCCAACCAGCCGGCCAACCACGUCCGAAGGAGUAUCUCGAUCUUCAGCCGAAGGGGAACUGAACCACCAGAGCCUACGCCUGCAUUCAUCACCCACGCAGCCAUGAGGUUCCCGUGUCCUCGAUCGAGACCGAUGUCGGAGAGGCAGAGGAGUUGGAUGGGUCGCAGAAAGAGCAUGAGCAAGAAAGAUAGAGCUCCGAAGAAAUUGUCAAAGGCCACCCUUCUCCACGCGGUGCCGCACGCGAACACGAUUGAGAUGACCGCACGUGAGCAGGAGAUGGCCAUCAGUCCAAAUGAAGAGAUCCUAUCCGCAAUCAGUGACCACGCUCCGACGCUUCGAGCUCUGACGGCUAUCGAUUCGCAGCCUUGGUCGCCUUGCACACCACCACAUCCGCGCAGCAACAGCACUACAGAUCUGACCCAACGAACAAUGUCUCAAAGAAGGCGAGAAACCAGCUCCCGAAUUGGUGUCUGGAUCGAUGGCGUAGUGCAAUGGGAUCAACGUGCUCUCGACGACUUUUUGUCGCCAGACGCCGCCGACAUGGAACACACUGGCUUCACGCCCGUAAGACCUGUCUCUUCUUCGGCUCCUCCGAACCCGCGGAAACCACCUCUUUCGGUGGUGAUUCCUUCGCAUGCGCCUGUGGUCAAUGAUCGAUGUGUUUCGACCAUCCUUCACCCACAACCGAGGCGACCGGUAGUCUCCGUGCUUCCAACGAGCAUCGUGUCAACAGCAUAUCCUACCUCAACACCUGCAAUCGUACUCGACGACACGAUGAGCACUCCAUGCCCUCCAGAACGACCAUCCGCAGAACGACCAUCCGCUCCCUCCUCAACCCACAAGUCUCACGCAUCCAUUUCCACGACUUCGAGCAGGGCCAUCACCGAUGAGGACUCGCUUUACAGCAGACGAAGCUCAGCUACGAGCGUCUCGCUCUGCUCUACUUCUGAGAAAAGAUUCCGAUUAUCCACGAGCAACUUAUCUAUGCUCUCACCAGAAUCAGCUGGCGUAUUUGAAGAGCAAUCGAACAAGAAAUCGGGCAACAAGGCGGCGAAUUUGAACAAGUCGCUGCCACCCACUCCGCCGACAAUCCCUCCAGUUCGUGCCGCACCAUCACCAACUCCUGCUGUGAGUACGCGUCAAUAUAACUCGCUAAGAGUUCCUGGUUCGGAAAAGCUGCAUCCUACACACCCGCUCAGACAAAGUCGAUCCAUGAGUCAGCUUGACCAGUGCGAUGAGGAAUUCAUGCGCAGCUAUAUCGCUCGUCGACACGCGCAAACUCCCACGUUGAGCCAAGCUGAGCAGGAAGUGAGAGCCCAACUAUCCACCAUGGAGGAACAGAUUUCCGACUCCACACCGCCACAGAGCUCAGACGAGGGUGCAUCCGGGACCUUGAAGCGUAGGGACAGCGUGCGGGAUGUGAUGCAGCCACCGACUCGCGCACCGACCAUCCCAAAGCGAUCCCGCAAGAGAGAUUGGCGAUCUUCCAGACAGUCAGCAAGAACCACAAUGGACUUCUCCAGCGCCGGCGUUCCGUCCAGACGGCGGUCCGAGUCUCACCUCAAAUCCAAGCAGCCUCCUACUGUGCAAACGGAGAAGGUGGCUUUGCGGAAAGUAUUCAGCGUGUCUCAUCACAGCAAACGGUCGCAGGACUUGUUGGUCCUUCCACAGUUGGAAGUCCAACAAGAGAGCUUGCAAGGCAUGCUGGCAUAUGCGAACGUUGGCGAGCAGAACGAAGAUGUGUCUGCUGAUCUUUCUCCCAUCUCUGACGAAGGUGCUGCUUCUGCAGCCGUACCAUCAGUGUCCGCUGAGGAAGUUCUUCUUGGCAUCCUCUCAAAUCUGAGCUCUACCGAUGAUCUAUUCCAUACAGCCAUCAUCAACAAAGGCAUGUAUAGAGUGUACAAGGAGAACGAGAUGUUUCUGCUCCGCAAGGUCAUGGCGAAUCAGUCGCCGGCGGCGUGGGAGUUGCGAGAGUGGAGCUCACCAGAACGCAAUGAGGUGGCCUGCUCAAGCAAGGCCUCUUCGCUGCUUGAGCACGAUCCAUUGUCGUACAUGCGCUGCUUCAGAAGGGAUCUCGGUGUUAUCGAGCGCCUGAAGCGACUGAUCAUGGAGCACUGCCAAUCUUUCAUUCGCCGCGAGACUACUUUUGCUCUUUCCACACCAACACAUCCAAAUGCCCAACGCUUCAACGAUAGCUUCUGGCGCAUUUGGUGCUUCUGCGAAAUAUUCGGAGGCAAGAAAGGCCGCGAGGAGGACAUUACUGGCCAGCUGGACUGGCUGAAGGGCGGCCUCCUGGCCAACAACCAGGGCUUUUCUGCUACAGUCAACACGAAUCUUGAUUUCGAGAUGAGCUCAGUUCUGCUGAAUGCUCCUGAUCAUUUCGCAAGAGCCAAUGCAGGCGGGCUCGCAGCUGCUCAGCUUUUCGACAUGACCGAGAUCUGGACAUGCUUCACCGUCCUGCUCCAAGGCUAUUCUGGACGUGUCAUGCAAGCUCGCGACUUUGGCGUCUUCGAUAAUUGUGACCUCGUCGAAGGCGACGUUGAAGCCGAAGAAGCAAUGCUUGAAGAGUGGAUCGCCUAUCUUUUAACAUUGGGUCCCAGUGUGGUGCUUGACAUGGCUCUCCUUGCCUUGGACACCACUCCAUCUGGCUUUGCAUACGCAAAACAACAAGGCUGGACGAAUUGGACACCACCAGCCUUCAACGGCAGCCGCAGCAAUUUCCUCAAAGAGCCCGUGGCACGAAGCUACGAAGAGCAAGUCGCUGCUGCGAAGCUUCGUUUUCAAGAUCCAAUCGAACAAGAACAGAAGGAAAUGAGCCGGAAGCGCGUCGCUUCUAUGGCAGCUGAGAUCCGGCUCCGAAGACAAAGCUCCGACUACCGCCGCCUGCCCUUCAUCGACAUGAAGAACGAGCGAGCAAUGAGCACGGCUUCCCGUCACAGCACCGUCUCCUCAUGCUCUCGAAGCACCAUUCGCUCCUCAGACAACGACAAGACCACCUCACGCCGACGCCGCACAUCUGCCCCUCAGACUUCAGCGCACUCGACUAAAGCCCUGUGGCAAGCUCCUCGCUCCAUCUCCCCCAUUAUGGAAGAUCGAAUCGAACCUUUCAACCGCAUGUCUCUCGUCAACUAUGGACGAGGGCAAGCGGAAGACACUUCUGAGAUCGCCGUGCAGAGAAUCGUCGCGAUGGGCUUUCCGCCUAACCAAGCGAGAGAAGCUCUUCGUCAGACUGACAUGGGCGAUGGUCUCAGAGUCGAUCGAGCUGUCGAGUUCUUGCUUAGGCAGGACUAGGCUGAGGCAAGAGUCGCUUUUUCCUUGUGACCGAUUCAUAUGAUUCCUUGCUUUUUUUAUGUGAUACCCAACUCGGACCAUGACGAGACUUAUCGUGCGGAAGUUUUCUUUGAAUUAUGACGUUACCUAUCUGUGAGAUCAGCAGUUCUUCAAAGGCCAAAAAUGAUGUUUCUUUCUCAAGGCUGUAUGUAACUAUAUGGGGAUGUUACGAUUGUUCAACGAAAAUUGUAAUAUAGUGUCUCAAAAUUUGCAAUGAAUGAUGAACGAACGAAUAUCAAUAUC